This is a messenger RNA of Nasonia vitripennis (jewel wasp), 4037 nucleotides long. RefSeq names its product E3 ubiquitin-protein ligase COP1. Gene Ontology annotation, biological process: proteasome-mediated ubiquitin-dependent protein catabolic process. The coding region runs from base 304 to 2331 and encodes 675 amino acids. Gene Ontology annotation, molecular function: protein binding; ubiquitin protein ligase activity. Lineage: Eukaryota; Metazoa; Arthropoda; Insecta; Hymenoptera; Pteromalidae. The record is from RefSeq and is a predicted model, not a curated record. The transcript has 2 exons.
UGAUCAGUCCACUUCACUUCUCUGGUCCACAAUCCACUACAGCGGGCAGCCUAUGGCGGAUGGCCUAUGCCUGUGGCUGGCAGGGAUUAUGGCGCUGAGAUGAGUAUACUAUUGACUAACUACUCUGUUUUGAGAUUUAGUUAUGUUUCUUAAUAACUUCGUUCCUUUUGUUUCAUUGUAUCAAUAAAUGUGUUCAGCAUCUAAUUUUUAUGACGAAUGUAUAUAGAUAAUAUCGUUUAUAAAUUAGAACUGACGGUGCGUUCAUUUACAAGAAUCCUGACGGUGCAAUAAAAUUGUGCAAACAUGUCGACCGAUGGAGAUGAAGCUGGAACAAGUACAGGAUCGCAAAGUCAUCGAUUAAACAGGCCUCAAGCUCAAAUAACUACAUUCAUGCAGGGAAUCAAUAGCACAUUGGAGGAUAAAAAUAGUGACUAUUUAUGUCCAAUUUGUUUUGAGACUAUAGAAGAAGCUCAUGUUACAAGAUGUGGGCAUACUUUUUGUUAUAAAUGCAUUAUUAGAUCAUUAGAAUCAUUGGGAAGGUGUCCUAAGUGUAAUAUUAAUUUAACUCAACAAGACAUCUUUCCAAAUUUUCUUCUUAACGAAUUAAUUGCUAAGUACAAAACUCGUGCCAAGGGUAUCGGAGCAUUAGAUCGUACCUUGGCAUUAGAUAAUAAGGGUAAAGGAACUUUUAUUCCCAUGGAUUCAUCUGUGGGAAUAUCGGAUGGCCUAAGAAACUUCAUAGCAUCAGACAGUACUAGUUUGAGCUUGCCUGAUGUAAAUGCUAUGCUUGAAGUACUUACACAACGUAAACACCUAUUAGAGGCAGAAUCUUGCGCAGCACAAAAUAGGUUAUUAUAUGAGUUCCUUAAGCACCUUUUAACACAAAAAGAAGAACAAAGAAAUCAAUUGCAAAAAGAGGUUGCACUUAUAAAAAGUGAUAUCAAAGAAGUAGAAAAUAUUUUGAAAGAUUUGCAGAGAAAGUGCCCACGAUUAGAAGAUGUUAAAAAGACCACUGAAUAUGAUACUGCACAGGUAACUGCUAUAAGAAAAGAAAUGAUAAAUCUAAUCAAUAUUAUUGAUUCUAGUACAAUAAAGCCAUGUGAUGAAACGGAUCAAGUACCAAGUGCAUUUGCAAAUUCAUCAAGCAAUCAAAGUAAAUAUGAUAUCACCAGCAGUUCAACUUUAGCAGUUCGACGCCGCAGAAUGCAUGCUCACUUUGAUGAUUUUGUUCAAUGUUAUUUUGAUGCUAGAGCUAAAGAGCUGCAUUUUGGAGCAAACAGCUCAGAAUUUCAAUCAACCAGUUCUGGACUAGACGUUUUUCGCGAAGAUCUCGUGAAGUUCUCACGUUAUAAUUCAUUGAGACCAUUAGCUACUUUAAACUAUUCUUCUGAUAUUUUUAAUCAUUCAACAAUUGUCUCCAGUAUUGAAUUUGAUAAAGAUAACGAAUUCUUUGCAAUUGCAGGCGUCACAAAGAGAAUCAAAGUAUUUGACUACAAUACUGUUAUUAGAGGCACUGUUGAUCUUCAUUAUCCUUGUGUUGAAAUGACUUCAAGCUCAAAAAUAUCAUGCGUUUCUUGGAAUUCUUUUCAUAAAGGUGUAUUAGCUUCCUCAGAUUAUGAAGGUACAGUUACCGUUUGGGAUGCCAUGACAGGACAAAGAACAAAAGCUUUUCAUGAACACGAAAAGCGUUGUUGGUCAAUUGAUUUCAAUGAUGUUGAUACAAGGCUCAUAGCAUCUGGUUCAGAUGAUGCAAGAGUCAAGUUGUGGUCAUUGAACAUGGAUCACUCAGUAGCUUCACUCGAAGCAAAAGCCAAUGUAUGCUGUGUUAAAUUUAACCCUCGUAGUUCGUGCCACUUAGCUUUUGGUUCCGCAGACCACUGUGUACACUAUUAUGACUUAAGAAAUAUGAAAGAAGCCUUAUGUAUAUUUAAAGGUCACAAGAAAGCUGUAUCUUAUGUAAAAUUUGUUAAUGAACAAGAAAUUGUUUCAGCAAGUACUGAUUCACAAUUGAAAAUGUGGAACAUUAAUAAUCCAUAUUGUUUGCGGUCCUUUGUAGGUCAUGUUAAUGAAAAGAAUUUUGUAGGGUUGGCUACUGAUGGAGAUUAUGUAGCCUGUGGAUCAGAGAACAAUGCACUUUAUGUUUACUAUAAAGGACUAACAAAGCAAUUAUUUUCCUACAAAUUUGAUGCAGCGAAGAGCAUAUUAGAAACGCAAGAAAAACGAGAAGAAGAUCUGAAUGAAUUCGUUUCAGCAGUUUGCUGGCGACAAAAUUCCAAUGUUGUAGUUGCUGCAAACUCGCAGGGUAUUAUUAAAAUACUGGAACUUGUGUAGAAAUGUUACAAACAAGCUAGUAAAGAUAAUUUAUGUAAAAAUGCAACAAAAUAGAUACAUUUAUUUUUCUAAUGAAGAUGAUAAGUGUAUUAUGAUUGAGUUAUAAUAUAUGUUAUAAUAUAUAUGCAGACUGAAUUACUAUUGCGUGUAUAAAAUUGUACAAAAGGUUUUUGUAUUAUAAUUAUAGUUGACGAUUAUUUUAAACGAAACAUAUAGUUAGUUCUUCAGUGCAACAAAUAUUGUUUAUUUUAUCUGUUAUUACUUAUAUAGUUAGGCAACUAAAAUUGUACAUUUUAGAAUUAAAUAUUUUGUAGUUUAGAUGACGAAAGUAUACAAUAUUAUCAAUUAUUUUAUUAUGACUAUUAGUUAAUCUUGAGUUUUCAAGAUAUAAACUCCAAUUUCCAAUGUGAAAUAUAGUCAAUCAGUAUUUUAAAUUGAAAUAUUGAUUUAAGUACAUUAUAUUUCACUAAAAUUAUUAAAUGAUUUUAUUUAUAUAAUCGAGUUCAAACUCUUUGAUUAUUUAAUGUAUUUGCUUUUUUAUGAUUAUACUUUUAUGAAUAUACUUUGAAAACAUAUACUGCUUACUAAAGUGCGGCCUAUAAGAUGUUGUGCCACAUAAAACGACGUUCUUAAUAAUUCUAAAAUAACUAGAAAGCUAUAAUAGCAUUUCUUUCAAGUGAUAGUACAUAAGUACUAAAGUUGUGAUUCGCAUGUUCACUAUUAAAAAAAAGCUUAAAAAAUAUAUUCUACAUAUAUACAAUAAAUUUUAAUGUAGGAUUUAUCUCUUGAAUCAAUAGUAUUUAACUUGUUCUAUUGAUCAUUCAUGAAUACUAUCAAUCAAAAUUUCCUACGAAAACAAUAUAUAUGUUAUUGAUAUUUUUAAUUUCAUCAAUAUACUGUCCAUUUUAACAUAACGUCAAUAUUAAAACUAAAAGAAUAUAUCACUUCUACAAUCAAAACAAACAUAACUUAAACAAUAUAUCAAGUGUGAUAAGUUUCAAACACUUAGAUUGGAACUUUUCAUUAGUGAUUUUAAAGAGAUCAAAAUUAUCAAUUAUUCUUCAAUUUUAAAUUAGGGUUAUAUAGAUUGAUGUAAUUAGAAAUUAAAUUUCUACUACUAGAAAAAUGUUGGGCCGCUUAAAAUAUUAUACAUUUAGAAAAUAUAAAUGUACAUAUAUUUUUAUUAAUUAAGAAUAAAGAUACUGCGAUAUUAGUACUAUUAAGCUAACGUCAGAAAUUUUAAUUUAAUCUUAAUUUAAUGAUUCAACUUGAAGAAUGAAAUAUUUUUAUAAAAAUGGACAAAGAAUUUUGCUUAAUUUUUAUGUACACAACAUUAUUCUAAAAGUAAAAAUUUAAUACUAUGUAGGUAAUGUAGAAGAAAAUAAAUAAUUGUUAAAUUUUAUUGUGAGUAGACUGUAAAUGUAAAUCUGAAGAUUAACCGUUAAAAAAUAGCAAUGCCACAUUACAAAAAUUUGAAGUUGAAUCAGCAGUUUGCUAUCAAAAAUAAUAAUAUUAUUUAUUUGAAAUAAAGUGAGUGUCAAAUUAUAAGUAUUUUGAGAAUACUAUAAUUUUUAAACCUAAAGAAAUGAAUUCAAAUUUAAUGUUAAAUAAUUUUACAGCCCAAGCCCAAAUAUAUUUUGUAUGUAAAUUUUGAAAGAUUUUCGGUUAUAGUAUAACAUAUUUUAUGAAUAAAAAUCACUUGCAUA